Messenger RNA from Haemonchus placei, 117 nucleotides. The record is from the annotation of a GenBank genome assembly. NCBI's taxonomy places the organism in Eukaryota, Metazoa, Nematoda, Chromadorea, Rhabditida, Trichostrongylidae.
AUGUAUUUCGCUGCCAAUGCCAGUACGGUUACUAUUAUGACUACUCGAUUCUGUUACUGCCUGUUAUUCGUUGUGCUCUUUCACGUAACAUAUUCGACUGCAAGAGGUAGAUUUUAG